Cottoperca gobio is the source of this 2287-nucleotide messenger RNA. RefSeq names its product leupaxin (gene lpxn). NCBI's taxonomy places the organism in Eukaryota, Metazoa, Chordata, Actinopteri, Perciformes, Bovichtidae. Gene Ontology annotation, biological process: muscle structure development; heart development; actin cytoskeleton organization. The transcript has 9 exons. Bases 132 to 1319 code for a protein of 395 amino acids. Gene Ontology annotation, cellular component: filamentous actin; Z disc; stress fiber. The record is from RefSeq and is a predicted model, not a curated record. Gene Ontology annotation, molecular function: muscle alpha-actinin binding; actin binding.
AAAAAACGAACUCUAACCUGUGUCAGAGGAAGUGAAGGAUUUGAAGAUGAGAUUUUGGGUCACGUUAGAAACUAACCAGCAGCACAAACAAAACACACAUUCACUCUCAAGAAGUGAGAGCAGGACACAACAUGGACGAGCUCGAUCUGCUGUUGGAGGAGCUGGCCCUGAACUCAGGGGGUUCACAGAGUCUCAGUGAGAACAGGAGCAAUGACCCUGCUGCUGGAGAGGUGGCAGCUGCACUUGACUCUGGAAUUACUAGGAUAAGAAAAGGCCCAGUCUGCUCCAAUGUGUACAGUGAACCGAAGGCUCCUGUGGCAGCUUCCCCGACCCCCGACUCCACCACUAAAGAGCUGGACGCUAUCUUGGAGGAUAUGCUGGGUCUGGGACAAGAGUCUUCAACGACCCCGCCGCCUCUCGCACAGAAACAGUCUGUGAAAAAGAAACCAGUAGGUGGUCAACAGGAGCACAAGGAGAGCAGCAGCAGCAGCACAGCAAGUUCAGAUGCAAACGUCUCGACCACGAGCAGGAAAACAGACGCGAUAGAUGACCUGCUCGGAGGGCUGAGCUCCGACUUGGAGAAGAUUGGCGUGCGCACCGCGGCCAAGGGCCACUGUGCAUCCUGCAACAAAAGCAUCGGAGGAAAGAUGAUCAUGGCGCUGGGUGCAUCGUGGCACCCUGAGCACUUUGUGUGUGUGGUGUGUAAGAUGGAGCUGGGCUCCACAGGCUUCUUUGAGAGAGACGGACAGCCGUACUGCGACAAAGAUUACCAUCAGAUCUUCUCUCCACGCUGCGCCUACUGCAAGGGCCCCAUUGUGCAGAACAUCCUGACAGCUCUGGACCAGACCUGGCACCCCGACCACUUCUUCUGCACACACUGCGGAGGCCUGUUUGGACCUGAUGGUUUCCUAGAAAAGGAUGGGAAGCCUUACUGCCGCAAGGACUUCUACCAGCUCUUUGCUCCCAAGUGCUCCGGCUGUGGGGAGUCAGUGAGGGAGAACUACCUGACUGCAGCCAAUGGCACCUGGCAUCCAGAGUGCUUCGUCUGCGCAGACUGUCUGAAGCCCUUCACUGAUGGCUGCUUCAUGGAGUUGGACGGCCAACCCCUCUGCUCACACCACUUCUACUCCCGGCAGGGCAUCCUGUGCGGCGGCUGCGGCGAGCCCAUCACGGGCCGCUGCAUCUCUGCUCUCGAUUGCAAGUUUCACCCCGAGCACUUUGUGUGCGCCUUCUGUCUGCGGCAGCUCAGCCAAGUCAACUUCAAGGAGCAGAAAGGGAAGCCGUACUGCUCGCCUUGCUUUAACAAACUCUUCGUGUGAGACUCAGAACAUAACGGCAGCAGAAAGUCAUCAAAUGCAGCGUCACUGAGUGUUUGCAUUGGUGCAGACGAGCAAUAAAAGUUUACCUUCUUCAGGACGAGGUACCUGACAUUUGAAUGAAUUCCAAAUUAAGAGCGUGCAACAUGAAAUGUGAUGUAAAUUGUUAUUAAAUUAUGUAUACAUAUCAAGGGGAAAAUGCUCACAUUGUAACAUAAUUGAUGAUGUGGUUAUACAAAUACACAUUUCUCAUUGAAGGAACAUUGAACACAUGUGAACUUUGGAUGGAUCUAAAAGGUGUGUCGCUGACACUUAGACACACUUAAAGCAUUUCAUACGUCAUGAUCACAUAAAAUGUAUAAAUGGAGAAUGAAAAACACACAAGUGCAGUUUUAAUCCGUGGUUCCCAUUAAACUAUCCUCAGUUUGCCGUAAGAGUUGGCAGUCUGCAGCAGUUUGUCGAGGCGCUGCUCUUUGUGGCCGAUAGCUUGUAUUGGCAGUGGCUGGCAGGGAAUCGUCGUGCCAACCUGAGUUUCCUCUUACUCCGACUCACCAACCUCUUCAAUCUUCACACAGGCUCCUUUAUAGACGCCCAUGGAAGAUUAAUGAAGGUGGUGAGGUGAACAAAGGUGGUUUCAGAAGGAGCUCGUUCAAUGCAGCUCUUCAGCGACUCACUUGGACUGUCGAGGGAUGAAUCAGCCACAGAGUGUUUGACAUGUGUUUCUGGUGAUGCACCUUGCACGUCUGGGCCCAUUUCAACUCAUUUCAACUUCGACUCAUAGAUUUUGCACAUUUAGGAUGUAAUAUGAAAUGUUUUAUCUGUUUAAAUGUGAGAUUUUGUUGUCAGUUCUGAAGAAUUACAUCAUAACAAAAUCAAUGUUUGCACAAAUAACCAAUUCAAUUUCCAAAUUGUACUUAUAGCAACAACGAUUAUCUAUUAUCUAUUCUUAAAUAAAUCAUAAAUACAUUGAA